This is a messenger RNA of Dujonia railenensis, 489 nucleotides long. Lineage: Eukaryota; Fungi; Ascomycota; Pichiomycetes; Serinales; Debaryomycetaceae. The record is from the annotation of a GenBank genome assembly.
AUGUCUCAAGUUUACUUCGAUAUCUCCGCAGAUGGAUCCCAAUUAGGUAGAGUUACCUUCAAAUUAUACGACGAUGUCGUUCCAAAGACCACCGAAAACUUCAGAGCUUUAUGUACUGGUGAAAAGGGUUUCGGUUACGCUGGUUCUGCCUUCCACAGAGUUAUUCCAAACUUUAUGUUGCAAGGUGGUGAUUUCACCAGAGGUAACGGUACCGGUGGUAAGUCUAUCUACGGUGAAAAGUUUGCCGAUGAAAACUUCUCCAAGAAGCACGAAAAGCCAGGUUUAUUAUCCAUGGCCAAUGCUGGUCCAAACACCAAUGGUUCCCAAUUUUUCAUCACCACUGUUCCAUGUGAAUGGUUAGACGGUAAGCACGUUGUUUUCGGUGAAGUUGUUUCUGGAUUUGACAUUGUCAAGAAGGUUGAAUCUUUAGGUUCCAACUCUGGUGCUACCAGAGCUAAGGUUACCAUUGAUGCUUCUGGUCAAUUGUAA